Molecule: messenger RNA, 1038 nt
Organism: Odontomachus brunneus
Lineage: Eukaryota; Metazoa; Arthropoda; Insecta; Hymenoptera; Formicidae
Product: trichohyalin-like
Exons: 2
Coding region: 1-1038 (345 amino acids)
Source: RefSeq, a predicted model, not a curated record
AUGAGGGAGAGAGCAAACAGUCUGUCACUGAUAGACGCUUUCAAGAGAGGAGAGAAAAGGAAGGAGAUGGAAGAAAUACAGGCAGGAAUUUUCAAGAAAAGCGUAAAGGUAAUGAGAUCGCCAGAGAAACAGACGGAAAAGCAAUUAGGGAAGCAGAUGGAAACUCAGUUAGUGGAACAACCAGAAAAACAGGUGGAAGAGAGGAUGGGUGAGAUUUUGAGGGAGGUGAGAGAAGGUUUCAAGGAGGUGAAAGCGGAAUUGAGAGAGGUGAAGGAGGGGAGGACGGAGAUGAGAGAAUGGAUGGAGGAAAUGAGAAGGAGAUUAGACAGUUUGGAGAAAAGAGUAGAGGAAAUGGAGAAAGAUAAGGGAGGGGAGGAGAAAGAGGAAGAGUGUGGGGAAAAGAAGGUAAAGGAAAAGAUAGAACAGUUGGAGUUAGGGAGAAAGGGAGAGAUGAAGGAAGUAGAAGAAAGAAUGAAGAGGCUAGAGUUGGAGGGGGAAAAGAGGAAAAGGGAAGAGAGGAAGAGAAAUAUAAUUGUAAAGGGGGUGAAAGCAAAGGAGGAGGGAAUAGAGGGGUUAAGAAAAGAGAUAGAAGAGAUAGUGGGGGUGACAGGGGCGGUGGUGAGAGUGGAGGGGAUGAGAAGCAUUGGGUAUAAGAACAAGGAGGGAAGGGAGAUGGUAUGGGUAAGACUAGCGAGUGUAGGGGAGAAAAUAGAGGUGAUGAAAGGAAAGGCAAAGCUGAGAGAAAGAGGGGAGUGGAUAGUAGAUGAUCUGACUGAGAAAGAAAGAAGGAUAGAGUGGUGGAUAAAGAGGGAGGCAGAAAGGAAUAGGAGGGAGGGUAGGAGAUUAAGGGUAGGAUAUAUGAAAACAUGGAUUGAGGGGAAGCUAUGGGUUUGGGACGAGUUUAGAGACGAAUUGAGGGAAUGGAAGGGAAAAGAAGUAAGGGAGGAGAGGAAGGGGUGGGAGAGGGUGAAAGAAUGGCUGCCGAAGGGUUAUAUGUGGGAAAUGCAGGAGGCUAGAAGGAGGAAUAAAAAGGGGUGA